Messenger RNA from Adineta steineri, 396 nucleotides. NCBI's taxonomy places the organism in Eukaryota, Metazoa, Rotifera, Eurotatoria, Adinetida, Adinetidae. The record is from the annotation of a GenBank genome assembly.
AUGCUUACAGCAAAUUCCAUUAACAUUAACAAGCGACAAACAAUACAGGAAACAUGGAAAUGCACAAGGAAACUUUUCAUACAAUUUUUACCACUUAUAAUUUUCUUUGCUAUAACCGACCUGCCAUGGGCACUUCGUCAAGCACUUCGAGCAACAUUUCCUGACGCUUUAACUGGCACUUCAGAAGAGUUGGAAUUUUUUUUAGCAAAUCUCACGACAGUAUAUCAGUUGGCCAUAGUAUUUAUAAUUUUCUUGAAUCAACCCGAGUUAAGAUCAAAAUUCCGACAACGAAUGGAAAGAGUGUGGAUGAAAGCAUGUAGAACAAUAUUUGGAAUGAAUCAAGUCGUACCGACGAUUCGGGUAGCUACCAUCGAAACAGCACAAGAACUUCUUUAA